Messenger RNA from Pantherophis guttatus, 5675 nucleotides. It is a transcript of the gene ADAMTS4, whose product is annotated as ADAM metallopeptidase with thrombospondin type 1 motif 4. NCBI's taxonomy places the organism in Eukaryota, Metazoa, Chordata, Lepidosauria, Squamata, Colubridae. Gene Ontology annotation, biological process: proteolysis; extracellular matrix organization. Gene Ontology annotation, molecular function: metalloendopeptidase activity. Gene Ontology annotation, cellular component: extracellular matrix. The record is from RefSeq and is a predicted model, not a curated record.
CAUCUCUUAUUAUUCAUAGCAUUACGUGUUUGGGUAUCAUCCUUUUUUUUUUUGUUUCGACUAAGCCAAUGGAAAGACAGAGGAGGUGGAGUUAAUUGCAGGGUAAUUCAAUAUAUACACACAGACGUGUGUAUAUAUAUAUAUGGGCAUGCAUGCAUCCACACAUCUUAAACUCAGAAAGGAUUACAACAGAAGAGAAAACUAACUAACUGGGAUCGAGUUUAUUCCUUUUUUCUGUUCUUUUUUUCCUAACCGAUUCUUUUAUUCUACCCUCUUUGUUUCAAAACAGAAGAAAAGCCAGGAGUGAAUAUAUAUAUAUAUAUUUUCCUGGUGCUUUCUAAGAUCUGGAAGGAAGAAACAGAAGCAGCCGGGCAAGUUAAACUUAAGUUUGCAUCCCGCAGAAAACUCAAGUCAGCUGCAAGGAAGGGAGGAAAAGCUUUGGCAGCUUCAGGAAAAAUAAAAGGAGAAAGAGAAUAUCUGUCAAAGCCCCCCUUUUUUUCCCCGAUUAUUUCUCUCGGCGACUUAAAAAGAAAAAGGAAAGAAAAGCGGAAUCCCUUUUCAUUUGAUCUGAAUCUUUUUUCCCCCUCUCCCACUUGGUUAAGUUUUUAUCAACUUCAGAGUUGCAACCAGCAAAAAGAGAAGGAGGAAUUCAGUGUUCGUUUUUAUUUUAUAUUUGUCCCUGGGGAAACUUUACAUGAUCGGUUGCCUUUUUGGCUGCUGGGUGUAGGGGAUUUUUUUAAAAAAAAUUAUCCCUGGUUUUCUCCGAUAAGGGAGAGAAAUUUUGGGGGUUACCCUUCCUUUUCUUCUUAAAUUGACUGUCCCCCUCAAAAAAAUAUCCAUGUUUCUUCUGUUGGUCAUCGUCUGUUUUAACCUGGUUUGCUCGGCAACCCAAAGGGGUCCUUCAAGCAGAUACGAUGAAGAAAUAAUUUAUCCUGAAAAAUUGAAUGCCACGUCGGUUUUGGGAGGUCAAGACCCAUCCGGCACGCUUGAGAAUGAAAAUUCCCUCGAUUACAACAUGGAUUCGGACCGACAUCUGUCAUUUCAACUCCAGAUGUUUGGAGAAGAACUGAUCCUCAAUUUAGAGAAAGACCCUAGCUUUUUUUCAAAGGACUUGACCGUCCAAUAUUUGGGCAGAUUGAAGCCGGUGGUGGACACUCUAACCGAACGGGGCAACUACUUCACCGGGACAAUCAAUUCGGAUCCGGAAUCGAUCGUGGCAAUCAACUUCGACGGGACCUCUUUGAUUGGGGUGCUGCAAUAUCGGGGCACCGAAUAUCACAUCCAGCCUCUGAGAGGGGGAACCCCGAACCAAGCAGGAGAAACCGAGGCCCACGUGGUGAGGAAGAAGAUGUCGGACAAAGGGGAUGGGCCAAUGUGUGGGGUCGGCGCGCAGGCGCCGGAAGGCGCGCCCAGCGAGGAAGGAAAGCUGUGGGAGAAGAUGGGCGCAUCUCCCAGGAGAACCAAGCGCUUUGCUUCCAUCCCACGCUACGUGGAAACCCUGGUCGUGGCCGACGAAGAAAUGAUGCGCUUUCACGGUGCAGGACUCAAGCCGUACCUGCUCACCAUCAUGGCGGCCGCCGCCAAGUUCUUCCGCCAUCCGAGCGUCCGGAACCCCGUCAAUUUGGUGGUGACCAGGCUGGUAGUGAUCGGAGAAGCCAAGGACGGGCUGAGGGUCACCUCGAACGCGGCCGAGACCCUCCGCAACUUUUGCGCCUGGCAGAAAGGGCUGAACAAAGCCAGCGACAAAGACCCCGAGCAUUUCGACACGGCCAUCCUCUUCACCAGACAGGAUCUCUGCGGACGCUCCAGCUGUGGUACUCUAGGCAUGGCAGAUGUGGGCACUGUCUGUGAUCCAACCCGCAGUUGUUCCAUAGUCGAGGAUGAUGGGCUCCAAUCAGCCUUCACUGCGGCCCAUGAAUUGGGUCACGUCUUCAAUAUGUUGCACGACGACGACAAGCACUGCAAGGAACUGAACCGUCACAGCAAUAGCCGCCACAUGAUGGCCUCCGUCAUGUCUCCGGUCAAUCCCGACGAGAUGUGGUCCCCGUGUAGCAGCCGUUUCAUUACCGAUUUCUUGGACAACGGCCACGGGUCCUGCCUCUUAGACAAGCCCCACGAACCCCUGAAACUGCCCGCCAUCUUCCCCGGCAACAAUUACAACGUGGACCAGCAAUGCCAGCUGAGCUUCGGCACCGAAUCCCGCCACUGCCCCAACAUGCACCCGCCCUGCUCCUCCCUCUGGUGCACCGGCCAGAUCAACGGACAGUUCAUGUGCCAGACCAAAUAUUUCCCCUGGGCAGACGGGACGCCCUGCGGGGAAGGGAAGAGUUGCAUGAGCGGUGAAUGCAUCAGCCACACGCAGCUGAAGGCCUACAAUAUUCCCACAAAUGGAGGUUGGGGCCCCUGGGGGCCAUGGGGCGACUGUUCCCGCAGUUGUGGCGGUGGGGUUCAGUACUCGACCCGCGAAUGCAACAAACCGGUUCCCCGAAAUGGCGGCAAGUACUGCGAGGGGAAGCGAACUCAAUUCCGUUCUUGCAACGUACAAGAGUGCCCAGACGGAAACGCUCUGACUUUCCGCGAGCAACAGUGUGCCGUAUACAACCACCGAACGGACAUGUUCAAAGAUUAUCCAUCGCCCAUGGACUGGGUGCCACGUUAUAGCGGCGUGGCCAAGCGUGAUCAAUGCAAGCUGACUUGCCAAUCCCAUGCCUUGGGUUACUAUUACGUGCUGGAGCCAAGGGUGGCUGAUGGGACGCCCUGCUCGCCGGACUCUACCUCAGUCUGUGUCCAGGGACGCUGUGUCCACGCCGGCUGCGACUGCAUCAUCGGGUCCAAGAAGAAGUUUGACAAAUGCAUGGUGUGCGGCGGAGACAACUCGCGAUGCACCAAAGUCUAUCGUUCUUUCACCAAGCCUCAGUACGGCUACAACGACGUGGUCACCAUCCCUGCCGGAGCCACCAGCAUCCUGAUCCGUCAGAUCAGCAGCUCGGCCACGUCCAGCGACGGCAUCUACCUGGCCCUCCGCCGGCAGGAUGGCUCCUACGCCCUGAAUGGCAAUUAUGUCUUGAUCCCCUCCGAACAGGACAUCCAACUUCGGGGCGGCGUCACUUUGCGCUACACCGGGGCCACCAAACCCAUGGAGAUGAUCACCGGCCCGGGACCGUUGAAAGAGCCGCUCACCGUGCAAGCGUUGGUGGUGUCCGAUCAGAAGACCCCUCGUCUGAAAUAUACCUUCUUCGUCCCCAAGCCUUCGAAACGCCUCUCCAACCAGUGGCUGAAGCAGAAAGCCCGAAUUUUGGAGGUGCUACAGAGUCGGCGAGGACGUAAAUAGGGCCUCUUGACACGAGGAUGUGGGGCAGGGGUCUCAAACUCUUCCCGUCCCCCCCAUCCCCACUUUGGAGAAGGACGGGAGCUCCCGGGGAGAGGUUCCCCCCUUGCCUGUCUUUGCAAAGAGGAUCCCCCGUUGUGAGGGACUCGGAGCAGAAAGACUCGAAUUGUUCGGCAAAGGCUGGUAUUGGGGAGGGGUCUUUUCUGUUUCUCGGCUUGCCACGGACAAUGCGCUUGGACGUUAAGCGAAGCAGGAGCCAGAUCUGGGACCAGGGAGAGGGGAGGAAAGGCAACGAAGCAGCCAGGAAUGGCCACGGCGGGGUUAAAUUUAGCACUGGUUUGUUAGGUUGAAUUCAUUCUCUCCGGGGAGAUUUGCGGGGGGAAGAACGUGGAAAAAACGGACGGAAAAGACGAACGAGAAAAAUCUUUUGGGAAAAACCUAAAAGAAGGAAAAUAAAGGGACUCGGUGGGAACAGAAAUAUGGAGAAGCCGAAGUAAACGGAGACCGAGCGUGGUCUCAUGUACCACGGCUGGACUUGGGUUCGCGUCCGGCCGUACCUGUAGUAUAUUUAUUAUUUCAUCUAUUUAUUGUGUUCUUUUUGGGGGGAAGCAAAGAGGAGUCGGGGAAGGGGGAAGAUAGGCGAUCGGCCACGCCCCCUUUUGAGACUCAAGCAGGCGGCCUCGCAGUUCCUUCGCUCGGUAGUCCUCGACUUACGACCGUGCCACCUGCGCGCCUAGGCAACGUCCAACGAAUUUUACAUCCGAUUUUUACGGUCUUUUCGGCCGCGGCAGUUAAAGUUGAUCCCUGCCAGUUCUUUAGUGAACCCGGUCGUUAAGCGAAUCCGGCUUCCCGCCUGGAAUUUUGCUCAUGGGAGGGUCAAAAAAUGGCGAUCACGUCCCUCACACACACACAGCACCCGGGAUGCCACAACCGUCGUAAAAUACAUCCCGGUUACCAAAAGAGCCCAAAUUUUGACCAUGGGAAUACUGCACCUCAUUAAGCGCGAGGACUGGUCAUAUGUCACUUCGUCUUCAGUUGAUGUUAGGACUUGGAACCAUCGUUAAACAAAUGGUCGUAAGUUGAGGACUGCCUGUAUUGUACGGCCACCGGUUUCUUGGGACAGCCAGGAAAGAUAUGUCCAUCUACUGUGUCUACCUCAUUCUUGGAGAGCUUCCUCCUCGGUUAAUGUCUUCUCCUGCUUCUAAGAAUGUUCUUCUGUCUUUGGUUGGUAGGAACCCAUCUCUUCAAGGUCUAAAUCCAACCUUCAUCUAACUUUUUAAGAUGAAAUUGCAGACCUGGGGUAGGACAACCUACCUCAUCCCAUCCCAUCCCUUUUGAGGAGCAAGGGUUUCAAUCUCCGUUGCUAAGGUCCUUCCAACCCUACCUUGCUUCCAGAUCUGGUUUCUCAACCUUGGUCCCUUGAACUUCAAGUCAUCUCGCUUCAAGACUUCGCCUUCCAGAAUUCCCCGCCCAACUCAAAUGUCCUCUUCUGGGUCUCAUAACCAGCUGGGCCUGGUUGACUCGGGAGACAACCCUGGAGAUCAGCUUGGCAGAAACUCCAUCCUGGGUCUACCUUGUUGACGUCCUCCAGGGAAAUUUGGGGGAGUUGGAAGUCCGUCCUUUUUCAAGAUGGUCAAGGUUGAGGAACAUGGCUCCCGAAGCCACGGCGAGAGAUCCUUUUUGCACCGUUGACCCAAAGGGUUGGGCCCUUGAAGGACCUCCAAAUUGGGGUGGGGGAGCAAAGUAAUGGAACAUCUGGAGAAGAUGACCUCGAAUGGAGAAAUCAGCUUUGCAGGCCAAUGUCCUUCUUUGCUCGCAUUAGAAGAGGUGGAAGUCCACAUGUCAACCUUGGCAGCUAACCCUGCCUUAUGUUGUCUACCUAUUUCUCACCUCCUUCUCCAGGAGGUUGUCCUACCUAAACAUCAGCUUGAACUUCUUCCUAUGCUCCUCCUAAGGCCUUUCCAAGUUCUUCUCUUUUGCGAACCGCUCUUCAGCCUGGCUUGAUCUUCUCAUGGGGGUCCCCCAUCCUAGAGAAUCUCCCCCAAAUUUCCCCCUGGAGGGGUGGAUCUAUUUAAACCCUCUGUAGAACCAGAGGGAACUCCUUCAAUGCAACCCAACCCUCCCCUGUGGCCAAAGGGAUCACCGACCGAAGUUAAUUUAAUUAAGUUAUAAUUUAACGGGCAACAGCAGAAGUCCAGGUCUCUCCUGAACUCCGAGGCGAGUCCCCCGGGGCCAGGAAGCAGGGGCCUGGGUAUCCGUUGGGUUAAUAAGCAUUAUGUUAAUAUUAUUAAUUAUGGUUUAUUAAUGGUUUGUUUUCCGAAAAGCAAUAAAAAAGCUGUUUUAUUUA